AUGAGGGUUUGCAACAGGGGGAUGAUGAUGCUUCUGACCACAGCGGGGGCUUUCUGUGCAUUCAGCCUCAUGACCAUUGCAGUGGGAACGGACUACUGGCUCUACUCCCGCGGGAUGUGCCGCUCCAAGAACCUGAACGACAAUGAGACCGUCCACAAAAACGAGGAGGUUCUGACCCACUCGGGACUUUGGAGGACCUGUUGCACUGAGGGGAUAUUUCGAGGUGUUUGUAAAGACAUUGAUCACUUUCCUGAUGACGCAGACUACGAGCAGGAUGCAGCAGAGUAUUUACUAAGGGCAGUACGAGCCUCCAGCCUCUUCCCAAUACUCAGCGUGGGACUUCUUUUUCUUGGGGGUUUGUGUGUAGCUGCCAGUGAGUUCUACAAGUCUCGCUACAAUGUCAUUCUCACAGCUGGUAUUCUCUUUGUCUCUGCAGGUCUCAGUAACAUCAUUGGCAUCAUUGUGUACAUAUCAGCCAACUCUGGGGACCCCAGUCAGAGCGACAACAAGAAGAGCUACUCCUACGGUUGGUCGUUUUAUUUUGGAGCUCUGUCUUUUGUGCUGGCCGAGAUGGUGGGUGUCCUGGCAGUACACGUGUUUAUAGAAAAGCACAGGCAGCUUCGCACCAAAGGCCGGCCCUCACUCAUGAAGCCUCCAGUCUCCCGAAACUCUUCAUCAUACCGCAACCGAUACUACUACAACCACAGCAGACGCUAUAGCUACCGCAGCAAUCACAGCACAGCAGACUCAACCUGCCACGGUUACCAAACAUCACUACUACGUGACCAGGAGCCAAGCAUUUCAGCUGAAUCUAAAGUCACCAUGGUGGCUGGUCUGCCUAUGCCAAUGACAAUGGGCUCAGAGUUUAUGCUGUACGCCUUAGCUUCACCGCUAAAGAAGAAUAAGAUUGACUUCGGGGUGGAGGACUUGACAACUGCAGCCCUUCACAACACAGACAUGCUGCCGGGAAACUGUGUGUCCAAUCGAAGAACCACUCCUGUCUGAGCAACACAGGGUUGAUAAGGGACAAAAGACAGUCAUCUCUUGGACCUCUCGACGCGAGCAGAGUGCAGACUUCUUUGUUGAUCAAAUAUUUAUUUCAGAUGCAGACCAGAUCAUUUUUUCUUUGAUUUAUAACAGUAAAGCA
Xiphophorus maculatus (southern platyfish) is the source of this 1147-nucleotide messenger RNA. It is a transcript of the gene cacng3a, whose product is annotated as voltage-dependent calcium channel gamma-3 subunit-like. Lineage: Eukaryota; Metazoa; Chordata; Actinopteri; Cyprinodontiformes; Poeciliidae. The transcript has 4 exons. Gene Ontology annotation, cellular component: postsynaptic density membrane; AMPA glutamate receptor complex. The record is from RefSeq and is a predicted model, not a curated record. Gene Ontology annotation, biological process: neurotransmitter receptor internalization; neurotransmitter receptor transport, postsynaptic endosome to lysosome; positive regulation of synaptic transmission, glutamatergic. The coding region runs from base 1 to 1005 and encodes 334 amino acids. Gene Ontology annotation, molecular function: voltage-gated calcium channel activity; channel regulator activity.